Messenger RNA from Acytostelium subglobosum LB1, 1155 nucleotides. RefSeq lists its product as hypothetical. The coding region runs from base 1 to 1155 and encodes 384 amino acids. Lineage: Eukaryota; Evosea; Eumycetozoa; Acytosteliales; Acytosteliaceae. The record is from RefSeq and is a predicted model, not a curated record. The transcript is spliced from 3 exons.
AUGAUUAAGACAUCAAUAAUUUUGGCCGCCAUCCUCUUGGUUGCCCUAGUCUCUGCCAACACUGAGAACGUCGAUGAGUUCUCCGGAGUUGUUGUUGCCUCUGUCGGAAAGGAUGCCAUCCGUGCUUACGCCGUCUCAUCCAUCCUGAGCUCCUUCAAUGCUGUCGGAACUGCUAUCUAUGGUUCAAUCACCAAUUCUAGCGUUAAUGCUGCUGCCGAUGCCAACACCUUCACCUUCCAGGGUGGUAACAACUGUUUCUACGCCAUGUCAUACAACGCAAUUGCCGCUAGCAUUGGCAGUGGAAUCAACAUCAACGCCACCUCUUUCAGCGCUGCCUACUUCCCAACCAUCUUGGUAGAGUACGUCGAGAGCAACGGACAGGCUGGUUUCCAGAACGGCACCGACACCAUCGUUGGAUGGACUCGUUUGGACAGACUCGGAGAUCUCCUCAACCCAUGGGAUAUCAAAUACGUCCAGAAGGAUUUCAACACUUCUGCCCCCAACGGAAAGACAUACCCAUUCAACGUCAUUCUGGCCAACGCCACCUCCCCAAGAGGAUUGGUCACCUUCCGUUUCGCCAUCCCAGGUGCCCCAGUCAACGUCAACGGUGUUUCCCUCACUGGUGAGCAGACCAAGAUCGACAUUGAGAUCCGUAACUACUUUGACGCCUCUGUCAACAAGAAGUCCUCUGGUCUCUGUAACGCUGGCAGUGUGAUCCCAUUCACCUGUGGCUCGACUGGUCCAUCCAACAAUGCCAACUCUCGUUUGGCUUUGAUCUCCUUUGUUGCCGCCGCUGCCGCCGAGGCCGACGUUGAGGUCUCUUCCAGCACCUCUGUCCACACCGUCGGAGGUGACAUCACCGCCGCCCUCAGCUGGGUCACCACCGUCGAUAUCAACGGCACCGGUGCCACCGCCAACGUUAUCACCCAGGUCAACGUCUAUGACAACAACAAGGAUGCCUUCGAUGUCUCCUUCACUGGAGCCUUCAACGUCUUUGCCAACGUCAACGCCCAGGUUCUGGUUCAGAGCUUUGAUGCUGUCAGACCCAACUUGAUUGUAUGGGACCCAACCUUUGGAGGUCGUGCCAACUCUGCCGCUGUCCUGGUCCCAACCAUCACCGUGUUUGUUGCCUUGGCCGUUGCCUUGUUGUUGUAA